Dinoponera quadriceps is the source of this 864-nucleotide messenger RNA. RefSeq lists its product as uncharacterized. Bases 1 to 864 code for a protein of 287 amino acids. The transcript has 4 exons. The record is from RefSeq and is a predicted model, not a curated record. Lineage: Eukaryota; Metazoa; Arthropoda; Insecta; Hymenoptera; Formicidae.
AUGAACAUCGGUGCACCCAAAUUGCGGAGUCUAAGCCCGUCAAUCAAGCUUUAUGAGGAUAAUACUGUAGCGGUCAAUUUGAUUGAAAAUGUAAUUAUUUGUCCAGGGCCUCCCCACAUUGUCAGUGAUAAGCCACUAGAGCCAUGCGAGUUAUUUCUCAUAGAAAUAGAGAACGUAGAUAAGAAAUUAAGCAUUUACUAUCCGCCAGUGAGGUGUAGUAUCAUUAACCAUGAAAAUCUACCAAUGCUGAAUGAAUCGUAUGUAAUGUUCGAUAACAGUCGUGAAGUAGGAAAUGAUCGCUCUGAAAUAUUCAGGGAGUUGACAAAUUUUAAAGAGUUGGUGUGGACACCUUACGGUAGUAUUCUACUUAGUAUUUUAUAUCGGUAUUUACCUAUUAACCACAUGGAGCAAGAGCUUCCUUCUCUCGACACCUUAGUGGGCGAUCGAAUAGGCUUUUGUUACUUCCAAAGCCCCAACGGCAGGCAACAUGUUAUGUAUAAAGUGUCUAAAUAUGGUAUAUACGUACAAAAUUUUAUCCUAUCUAAUGGGGGGCCAAAGUAUCUGCUAAUUCAAAUGCUAAGACAGUUAAAGCAAUUUCGGACCAUUCCGGUAUAUGCUGUACCGUCUCUGCAGGGCUUAUCUCGGGAAGUUAUCUUUAAGCGUAUCAGGGCGGAGGGGAAACUGACGAAAGAGCGUUUAGAAGAAUUAAAUUUACCAAGAUCAAUAAUUAACAAACUGCAGAUUCAUAUUGGAUGGAACUUCACAGUUGGUGUUGUUCAAGAAGAUUGUUUGGAUGAUCUUCACUUACCAAAGCCUACCAAAGCCUUAAAAACUUAUAAAUUUCAGCUGUUAAAGUAUAUGUAA